Biomphalaria glabrata is the source of this 5274-nucleotide messenger RNA. Its product is annotated as sorting nexin-6-like. The record is from RefSeq and is a predicted model, not a curated record. NCBI's taxonomy places the organism in Eukaryota, Metazoa, Mollusca, Gastropoda, Planorbidae. The transcript is spliced from 13 exons. Gene Ontology annotation, molecular function: phosphatidylinositol binding. The coding region runs from base 136 to 1275 and encodes 379 amino acids.
CUCUCCUCUUUCAACUUUGAACUCUCGGCUAUUUCAACGUGAUCUGGUUUGUAACACCGCCCCUUUAUGUCCUAACAGUAAACAAUACUUCUGUAUCAGUUUGAGAAUCAAGCACGGGACGUAUACAAUUAUUCAAUGGAGGAUGAAGGUGAAGCCGGCGCGUCUGCAUCUAACAGUUAUAAUCAAACACCUUUGCCACUCUUCAAUGUUGAAAUCCCUGAAGCUGUAAAAAGAGCUGAGAAUGUCAUGUUUACAAUCCACACCAGCGUUCCUGGACAGGAGAAAGGUCACAUUGUUUUACGACAGUUUGAAGACUUUGAGUGGCUUCAUCAUAACCUUAUAGUUUCUAACAAUAUAGAGGGAGUCAUAAUACCACCACUUCCUGUAAAACCACUUUCAGAUCCAAAAAGUGCUGAGGCGCUAUCACGCCGCCAGUUAGGAGACCAUACAAGAGUUUUAAGGGGUGAUCAGUUUGAAACAGAUUGUAAAGCUUUUCAGAAGUAUCUACAGUUAAUGUUAUGUCACCAUGUAUUUGGCCGUGAUAAAAAUUUGGCAUCUUUUCUAACAGAUAAUGAGGCUCCAGUCAGAGCACGUGUGAACAAAGGUAUAAUGAACAGGUUGACCAAUGCCCUUGACAAUGCCAGAAAAGGAAAUCAUAAAGAUGUUGAUGACUACUUCACUGCUCAGCGACACUUUGCUAAUGAAUAUUCAAAAGCUGCUAAAGAAGCAUCACUUAAUUUCAACAAAUUGUUAGUUGCUCAGUGGCGGUUGUCAAGCCAGUAUCGUAUUUUGGCAACUGAGUUAACUUCCUGUGAAGCUGAGAGGGAUGAGAGCCUAGUAAAACUAAAUAGAAUAUUAAAACUUCUAAGUGAAGGUUGUGAGGAUGAAGCUGCUUGUUAUGAAUUGAAAAGUGGCCAGGGAGAAAUGACAUUAGGAUUAUAUUUUGACUUGAUGGCCAGGUACAGUGAGUCAUUAAAGGACAUGCACUUUAGAAGAACUUGCUCAUUGAUUGAAUUCCAAACUGCAGAGAAAGCCGUGGAGAAAGCCAAACCAAUCAAGAAGGCAGCUCUUCAAGAAGUGAGUGAUGCAGCCAAGAAAUCUUUUGAAGCUAGUUCUGAGCAGGCUAAAAAAGAGAUAACCAGCUUCACACAGCUUCGUCUGCUCAAUUCUUCUGAGGCAUUGUCCAAAUAUGCAGAGAUUCAAAUGAAGAUUUCACAGGAUUUUUACUCUCAACUCUUUCAUUCUCGCAAAGCUCUGUUGGAACUGCAGCUUUGAUUGCUCUGUCAGAACUGCAGCUUUGAUUGCUCUGUUGGAACUGUAGCUGUAAUUUCUCUGUUGGAACUGCAGCUGUGAUUGUUUUGAUGGAACUGCAGCUGUGAUUGUUUUGAUAAAACUGCAGCUGUGAUUACUUUAUGGAAAUUUUGGUUACAUAAUUUUUUUUUCUUAAUGUCACUAUACGAAAGUCACUAUUGAAACAUUCUGUGAAUCCUAUAAAUCCCUAGAAUGUUUAUGUGAGUUUUAAAUGUGAAAUCAAUAAAUCAUGUGAGGGUAUCUGUGAAUUGAUAUUAUCUGCAUUUUCAUCUUUGACUUUUUUUUUAAAAAUUCACAUUCCAUUAAGAUAUUCAAAAUUUGUUCCAAAUGUUGAAGAAAAUUAAAUUCACAUUUUUUUUUAUAUAGCUAUAAAAAAAUACCCCAAGCUUUAGAUGAAUCAACUCAAGACUUUUUGGUAGCCUCAGAAGUAUGACACAAACUACAACACUGAGUAAAUUAUUAUUAGUUAAAAAGUUAUCAUUUUUUAGGAAGAACUUUCUUUUCUGUUAUUUUAUGCUCAUUUUGUUUUCUGUAUCAUUUUGGUGAUGUCAAACAGCAAUCUUUUUUUUUUUUUGUUGUACUCAACUUUCUGUAGGACACUGUAGGAAUGGGUUUCACACCUUCACCUAUCCCUUAGCAGUGGCGUAGCUAGGAUGGAGGGAGAGGGGUCCCCAAACAAGUGUAAGAAAUUUUGUUUUUACAUUAACUAGUACACCACUGCCAUGUAAUCUUGCUAUUCAUGUUGUUACAUAAGUUAGUGACCCUGUUGAAUGUAUUCCACACAGAUUAACUCUUUCCAUGCAGGGUUACUCUUAGGGAGUUACCUGUUCAUAAUAAAUAACUCAGGUUACUCCUUGAGAGUAAUAAUAAUAAUAAGGCUUGUCUCGAAUGUCAAACAGUCAAUUCUCGGGCCCCCAAAUCCCUAGCUACGCCACUGUCCCUGUUGGGACACCAUACAAGAUUUGGUAACUGUUUAUCUCCAUUGCUCUGUCUUUUGCCUUGGAUAGAACCUCUUUCAAUGGCAUUCUUUUAUGUUGUUUUCCAUCGCUUUCUCUUUCUGCCUAUUCUUCUUUUUCCUGGUACUGUUCCCUGAAAGAACGUCUUUGCGAGCCCCGAAGACCUUGUAAAAUGGCCAUAGAGUUUUAGUUUCCAUUUUUUUACAAUAGUAAGCAGGUAAUCGUGGGGUCCAAUCGCUGCAGUAACUCUUUCUCUAAUCUCUUUGUUUGUGAUGCGGUCUUUGAAUGUGAUACCCAGGAUCCUUCUGUAGCAUCUCAAUUCCAUUGCUAGGAUCCUAUUCUCUAGUUCUGCAGUCAGCAUGCAAGACUUGCAAGCAUAUAAGAAUGUGGCCAUGUCCAGGGAGUGCAUCUGUCUGACUUUGGUCUUAAGGGCUGUUCAACAUAAGGCAAGGGAAAGUAACUCAAUAUUUUAAAUAAACCCCUUUUCUAAUGCAGUUUAUUUUUUAAUAUAUAUUUCAAUUCAAUAGAUUUCCUAACUAGUUCAAACCUUCCAUUAAAGAGCCUACUUUUGGUACUUUCUGUUAGUCAAGGACUCAAAAACAUAUAUUGCUCUAUUUAAACUUAUUAUCCAAAAGAUUUCAAUAGCUAUGUAUUUGUUCAGCACUGAAGUAGCCUAUUAAAUUAUUCUAGUGUGUGCCAUAUAACCAUUAAACAUUUACUCUUAAUUAACCAUUGCACCUGAGCAUUCACAAACAUAAAUCAUUUACUCAUUUGAACUGUAAGGACUAGAGUGUCCUCAAUAACUGUGUCAGUUGUGGACUUUGUCAAACUUGAGCUCUGUAGCCAAGUGCCUUACCUCUUAGACUAUAAUAUGUUAUGAACUGUUUUGCAGCAAGUCCUAGCUUAUUAAGUAUAAAAGUCAUUUUACAGAAAACAACAUUCCUUUCUAAAGGGGACAAAAUGUCAUGUCAUUGGGGCUAUAUCAUUAUUUAUAAUUGUUUACAAAUAAUCUUAACAUCACUUAAGAUAAUGUUAACAUCACUUGAUUAAGACUUGUGUCAAUACUUUCUCUCUAAAACAUAACAAUUUUGGUUGUAAAUUAUAGUCUCAAUCAACGUAUCCUAAACUACCUGUAUCAUUGCUUUACAGCUACUUGUACCCAUGGAAACUAGAAGUACUUAGAUAAUCUUGACAGAUUAACUGUAGAAGUACUUAGAAAAUCUUAACAUAUUAACUCUAGAAGUACUUAGAAAAUCUUAACAGAUUAACUCUAGAAGUACUUAGAUAAUCUUGACAGAUUAACUCUAAAAAUACUAAGAAAAUCUUAACAUAUUAACUCUAGAAGUACUUAGAAAAUCUUAACAAAUUAACUCUAGAAGUACUUAGAAAAUCUUAACAGAUACACUCUAAUUGUGGUAGAAUGUUGUGUUAAUGUUAGUCUCUUAUUUUUUUAUAAUGUGAUUUGAAGUUACCAGCAUUUUAAAAAAAACCUUUUUGUAUAAGAACUUUCUAUCAUUGCUUAGGAGUCAGACACAACUUUGUAAAACCAGAAAUAGGAUCUACUAGGCCAGCGGUUCUCAACCUUUUAAGCUCGGCGACCCAUUUUUACAAUUCCCUACUCUGGCACGAUCCCCCCCCCCAAACACACACAUACAGAAAUAGAAGAGUAGACAAUAACAAUCCAUAUUUUUGAUGGUCUUAGGCGACCCUCGAAAAAUUGUCAAUCGACCCCCCAAGGGGGUCGCCACCCACAGUUUGAGAACCCCUGUACUAGGCUAAGAUCCCUCAUUUGAUAGGCCCGCCUUUGCUUUACCUAGCAGUAUUAUGUAUUAAUAUACAUAAUCAAAAGGAGAGAGAACUGAAAAAGAAUAUGUAUUUUUUUUAUUCUGGGUAAUGUACUUUUUAUAUUUUCUUUUAUAUUUAAAUUUAUCAUUAAUUGAGACACAUGCAUGUUUUGAUAUGUUAAUCAUUCACCUUAAAGAAUAACUGGAAGUUAGACUCAUAUUUACAAUAUUUGUUUUUUUGUAUCUUCAAAAUUGUGUCGAGCAUGUUCAUUGCUAACAGUGCUAAAGGCUUACUAGGAUGUUGCUUUGACACCCCAAGUGCCAAAACUUGAGGAUAUAUGAACAGUAGGCUUUGCUUAACAAGUGCCGUUGUCAUAACAUCAUCACAAUAUCAUAAUAUUUAUGUAUACUACAGAAUGCACUAAUUAGAACCAACUAUUGUGAACCAGGAUUUCAUAUUCAUUUGCACUGAGGUCUUCUUUGUUUACAGAUUGAAACAUUUCUUGUAUAUAAAAGUCUAUAAAUGUUUUCCUUUUAAAAUCCUUUCAAAAUUUAUUGUCUUGCAAAAAGCUUCCAAGAAAGUGAAUGAGUUUGUUCAUUCCUGAUGACCUUCCAUUUUAAACAUUUUUUGUUGGUGGAGGUUCUAUAAUCUGAGUUGACAUCAGGAUGGUUUUAAGUAGCUUUUUCUUUGUUGAUGUUACUGCUUUAAGGGUUAUUGUUGCCAACAUGUUCUUUUUCCAGUACUUAAAAUAUUAUUAACUAUUUACUUUAUUUGAAAUACAAAUACAUCAUCUAUAUCUAUUUAUUGACAUAGUUAUAUAUAAUAAUUAAAUGUAGAUCACAGCUGAGUGUACAUAGUCACAGUGAAAAAGUGCACUUAAUGGUCCAACUCUGGACAAUGGCUUAUUUCAUACAUAUUCAUCUAGUCAUACUUUUUUUUUUUUUUUUGAAAGCUGUUGGUCUUUGCCUACCUGCUUUUUUAUAUUAAAGGUAAUUUUAUCUAAAAUCAAAGUCACAGUUUAUAUUAUUAAUACAUUUUUACAAAUCAAAUUGUUAUCAAUAUACUGAAUGUACUAUUUCAUUAUACUGUAUGUACGAUUUCAACAAAUCUUUCAUGUUAAUUAAAUUAAUUUAAAAAACUUGAACUAAUCCCCCAAAACCUUUUUUUGUAUCACCCAUGAUUAAAUGGCUGCCUGGUCAUGCAGUAUGUGUGCUGAACUGUC